UGUACUGGACGGACAGCUCGGUCUCUUUGGAUCGCCUCAUGGAAAUGAAGCGGUUCCAGAAAAUCAACCACUUCCCAGGCAUGAUUGAGCUGUGCCGUAAGGACUUGCUGGCUCGCAACAUGAACCGCAUGCUCCGGCUCUUCCCCAAGGAGUACAACAUCUUCCCCCGCACGUGGUGCCUGCCAGCCGACUACGGAGAUUUCCAUGCCUACAGAUCCACRAGGAGAGCAAGAACAUUCAUCUGCAAGCCCGACAACAGCUGCCAGGGAAAAGGGAUCUUCAUAACCCACCACCCAGAGGAGAUCAAGCAUGGGGAACGCAUGAUCUGUCAGCAGUACAUCUCUGAGCCCUUCCUCAUCGAUGGCUUCAAGUUUGACAUGCGCAUCUACGUGCUGGUCACGUGCUGCGACCCGCUGAGGAUUUUCSUCUACAAGGAGGGCUUGGCCCGGUUUGCCACCAUGAGGUACAUCGAUUGCAGCAGCAGAAACCUGGGUGACAUCUGCAUGCACCUGACCAAUUAUGCAAUCAACAAACGCAAUGAGAACUUUGUCAAGGAUGACACGACCGGCAGCAAGAGGAAGCUGUCCACUCUGAAUGCCUGGAUGGCAGAGCACAGCUAUGACACAACAAAACUCUGGGCAGAUAUUGAUGACAUUGUUAUAAAGACACUGAUUUCAGCUCACCCUGUGGUGAAACACAACUACCAGAGCUGCUUCCCCAAUCACAAUACUGCCUGCUUUGAGAUCCUUGGCUUUGACAUUUUGCUGGAUAGAAGGCUGAAGCCAUGGCUGCUGGAGGUGAACCACUCUCCCAGCUUCAGCACAGAUUCUCAGCUAGACCAUGAGGUGAAGGAUGCCCUUCUGUGUGACACGUUCAACCUGAUCAAUGUGCACGCUUGUGAUAAAAAGAAGGUGAUGGAGGAAGACAAGCGGCGGGUAAAGGAACGGCUYCUCCAGGCCAACCAGGCUCUCCGUGAGUCCAGGCGCAAGGAGCAGGAGAGCAACCAGGCUGCCUGGCUGGCACAGGCUGAGACCUACGAGAAUGAGCACCUGGGUGGGUUCCGGCGCAUCUACCCAGCACCUGGGACAGAGAAGUAUGAGCCGUUCUUUCAGAAGGGCAGGUCCCUCUUCCAGGAAACUGUAGCAUCCAAGGCACGAGAAGAGCAUGCCAGGCAGCAGCUGGAGGAGAUUCGCCUGAAAAAUGAAAAGGAAGCUGCCACCAGGAAGAAGAAAUUAGAGAGGAGCCACAAUAAAAGCACAGGUCCUACAACCCACAUCAGCCACAGAAGCACAAAGGCAUGGGAUAGAAAGCGUGUGCAGUACAACUCCAUGCAGCCCCAGGACAUUGUGGARCAUGAGGAGAGGAGAAGAGUGAAUGCUUUGCUGCAGCGUGAGAAGCUGAUCCGAGACCUGGGUAUCACUGACCAGCUUUCCCGGCUGCUUCCCGUAGCUGACACCCAGGGAUCCUGCACUCUCCAGAGCCAGUUCCAGUUUCCCUGGGAUGUCCUUGGGGACCAAGACACGCACAACUUAAUGAUGCUUAUAUCAUUCCUGGGAGUCCCAGCUCAGCCCUUGGGACCCAGGGUCAUACACAGCCCCAGAGGCAAGUCCCUGCCRCCGGACAUGCCAGGCCCAGAUGCCAGUGACAUGGACACGCUCUGCGUUCGAGGCCGGAGCGUCCCGUACCACGUGCGGCACGAGAGCCCCCGGGCACUGGGCGGAAGCUGCCUGAGGGGCCGGGCAGCACGGGCAGUGGUUACCCAGCCCUGUGCCCAUCCCAAGGGGCUGCAGCUGAGAGUCCAGAGGCUCCCUCGUGUUAGAACCCAGGCUGAAGGCUAUGAUGCUGGUAGUCUGUCAUCCUCCCAGGAAGGCAGCUGUCCCCCAGCUUCCCCAGCCAGCCCAGGGCAGGCCACAGGCGAUGGCAUCUUCAGCUGUGCUGUGGUCCAGGAGCUUCCCAUCGCCACUGCUGUUCACGUGCAGCACACCCACGCCUCACACCAUGGCAGAGCCUCGACGUGCCAGUGUGUCACACCAUGCCAGAACCUUGCACUAUGCCAGUGCCUCACACACUCACAGCAUGAAAAGCACAGGGCGCGGCGGCGACGGACGGCGGCGCGAAUGGAGCGGCUGCGGCGGGAGCUGGGCGGGGAGCGCGGAGCCCCCGAUCGUGUCCUGACGUGGCAGGCGAUGGAGCAGCUGCGGUUCCUGCGGCAAGAAUCGCCUGAGGAGUGGCCGCUGGAGCGCYUAGCCCAAGGCUUCGGCGUCAGCACCGACGUGGUACGGCGGGUGCUGCGAAGCCGCGGCUGCCCCUCACCGCGCCGUCGGCUGCGGCAGGACCAGCGCGCACUGAGCGCCGCCGCGAAGGCUCCGGGGGCGGGGCCGGGACGGGGAGCGGGGGACGGGCACGAGGUGCGCGCCCCCGACGGGACGCUGUUGUACCGGCUGCCGCGGGGCUGGGGCGGGCCGGGGUCCAGCGCGCAAUAAACGGUGUUGGGACCCGCCUCCACCCGCGUUGUUUCCGUCGCGCCGGGCACGGUCUCCGACACGGCGGG
This is a messenger RNA of Malurus melanocephalus (red-backed fairy wren), 2551 nucleotides long. It is a transcript of the gene TTLL13, whose product is annotated as tubulin tyrosine ligase like 13. Bases 39 to 2483 code for a protein of 814 amino acids. The record is from RefSeq and is a predicted model, not a curated record. The transcript is spliced from 14 exons. Gene Ontology annotation, cellular component: cilium. Lineage: Eukaryota; Metazoa; Chordata; Aves; Passeriformes; Maluridae. Gene Ontology annotation, biological process: protein polyglutamylation; microtubule cytoskeleton organization. Gene Ontology annotation, molecular function: tubulin binding; tubulin-glutamic acid ligase activity.